CUGUCCGUACGAUCGGGGAUCGGACGGUCGAUAUAGAGCCGAGCAAGGAGAUGUCUGGCUCCUUGUGCCAUCCCAGCCGUUGGAUCCAAAUCGUACGGAUGAUACGGUUCCGUCAGGGGUUUCAGUUCUCCAGUGGCCUCUUCCGCGACACCGAUGGCGGGGGCGGCGGCGGCGGUGGAGGCGGGGGCGUAUGAGGAGAUGCUGCGCGUGGUGGAGGCGUGUGCUGCGCGCAUCCGGUGGCGCCUCCGCCCCGGCUCCAAGCGCCGUCUCCUCAACGAUAUACUAUUUCUCUGCACCGGGUUGCGGUCUGUGGUGCUGAUGGACUAUGGUGGAACAAUGCCUCAACUGCAAGAGAAUCUCUGCAGUCUGCUGUUUCACGCUCGGCAGGAAUCAAGCAUCUUGAAGCCACUAAAAGUGAUGGUUAUUAAAGAUAUGCUUUACUUGAUUCAUGUAAAAGGACUUGCUGAACAUGUGUCACCAAAUGCAAGGUCACAGCACCAGCUAGCUUUUGUGGACCUAGAGAAAAGCUGUUGCAAAGUCUUUACCUUCUCAGAUCCUCCUUUUUAUAUUUCUGUCUGCUGUAUGGUGAAUGUCUUCUGUUUUAUAUUACUGAAAGUUGUUUUGGUGCAGCUGCUUUCGAACAUGGAAGAGAAUGAAAAUGUGCUGGAGCUUGUAUCUAUCCAAGAUCUGUUUUCAACCAAAUUCCCUGUUGACGCAGCUGUAAAUUUGCCUGUUGUUCAACCUGUAAUAACAAAUCAAAAAUCAGACUUUCCAGGAAGAACUACUGAUGUGGAGUGCAUUGAUAUUCACGUUGCCGACAGGACCUUACUGGUUGAUCUGAGUGCCUACCUCGAGACCACCCAAAUUGCCUUGCCUACUCUGAAUGGGUGGCUUUUAGGUUAUCCAGUAACAUAUUUGUUCAGCAAUGGAAGUGCUGAGGCGGCCACACAGAAUCUCUCGAAGCAUUCUCUUCAUAUCUACCGAGUAUUUGUGUGCAGAAGUUGUCAGUCAGGUGCCAAACAAUCAGAAGAGGAGCUGAUGAGUUUUUCAGUUCCUUGUGAGAUGAGCAUGAAAUGUGGUGAAGAACCAUGGGCCAGGUUAUUUAUAGCUCGCAUGAAUGAGAAGCUCAAGCAAUGCAACCAAGUCUGGGCGUCGAUGAGGCUAGAGAUUGAGAUUUUCCAAAGCCAGUCACAGGUCAUUGUGUUAUAGUUUAGGUCUGCGUGCAUUUUACUACAUGAAUGCUGCUGAAUUCGCAUUCAAUGAUCCUGCAUGACGGCACAUGUUAUCCGUAUGAUUGGAGAACUUGAAGGUUCUCGAAGGUACAACAUUGAUCAAGGCCAUCCACAAGACCAGAACACCCAUACAUGUACCAGUUUCAGUUCACCCAACAUUCUGGAUGUAUCAGGGAGGAGACACAUAAAAUGGCUCUGUCGACAUGGCGCGACCAUGUUUCUCACUACCUUUUGAUGUAAUCUACCCCGGUAGUAUGCCUGGGUUUUACCUGUUAUUUGAGUUAUAACAACCGUGUACGCCUAGUGCGGUUUGCUUUCGAACGAAAUAGGUGAGGAUUGGGAACCUCUCCCCCGUUAUUGACCGGGGAAAAAAUACCAUGAUCAUCACCUGCCUGUAUAAGUAAUAUCACGGUGAAGAUUACAUAUCUGUUAUAAUGCAUAACGAUAAUUGAUGAUGCA
Messenger RNA from Phragmites australis (common reed), 1691 nucleotides. RefSeq lists its product as uncharacterized. The record is from RefSeq and is a predicted model, not a curated record. The transcript is spliced from 5 exons. NCBI's taxonomy places the organism in Eukaryota, Viridiplantae, Streptophyta, Magnoliopsida, Poales, Poaceae. Bases 154 to 1209 code for a protein of 351 amino acids.